This is a messenger RNA of Paramecium octaurelia, 399 nucleotides long. Lineage: Eukaryota; Ciliophora; Oligohymenophorea; Peniculida; Parameciidae. The record is from the annotation of a GenBank genome assembly.
AUUAGAAUGCAAACACCAGAGCCGUAGACAAUGCACUACAAAAUCAGGAGUAGAAGUCGCGAUACUUCCAAACUUAAGUGAUUUAAGCAAUUUAAAGUAGAUUGAUGGCUAGAUCAACUACCGAUAGUAGUAGCAGUGGGAGUAGCAGUGGGAGUAGCAGCAGCUCUUCUUCUUCUAGUUCAUCAAGUAGCAGUAGCUCAUCAGGGAGUUCUUCAAGCAGUGGAUGCCACUUCCACUAUGAAAUCGGAGACAAAAUAGACAAAUAUGUGAUAACGAAAUAUUUAUGUUCGGGCACAUUCGGAAUGGUUUUAGAAGUGAUUGACCAACAGGGAAACCCAUAUGCUGUGAAAGUUAUUAGAUUAAUAUUCAGAUCUUGAGCGAAACUGAUCAUACAGAAGU